AUGAACACAGAGGAGACAAUUGAAGCGAGGCAACAGCGACUCGCCUCUAUCCCCCGAGCGAUUCGAUGUGAUCGUACGGUCCCAUGCUCCCAUUGCCGCACAUCUGGUAUUGCUUGUCAAAAUUCCUGCGACAAGCCAGAAAGUCGACCCAGGUCUGAUCGAAUCAAGCAUCUGGAGUCACAUGUAUCACGUCUCGAAAAGCGCCUAAGAAGCCUCGAGGCCCGGUUUGCCAAUUCCCAUACUGCCGGGGAACCACAGACAACUUCGCCCAGACUGGAAAGAAGCACGAGUGAACUCGAGGUCAGAGCUUCCCCAUCAGCUGGGGAGAAUCAGCUAUUUGAAGGUGGUUCUUCCUUUAGCUUCCAGUCCUUCCAAGCCAGUAAAGCCGUUGAAAUGACUGCCGAGUCUAAUGAUCCGAGAGAUGAGUCAAACAUCAAAGAGUCUUUGGAUCAUUUGCAAAGUCUUCUUCGAGAAUCACCUUCAAGGUAUCAUCAUUCUUUUGGCAACUCUGCUUUGCAAUCGAUGCCAGCAGUGAAACUUUUGCCGGUGGCAUUGGUCAUUGGCAUCCUACAACGAUUCAAAACCCGCCGCCCGCUGUUUCUCUCAUCCUAUGCUGUUAGUGAUCUAGCAUUUGUCGAGCGACUAUGCCAGAACGUCUACUUUCCAAUGACGUCCGUCACUGUCGGCCAAUUAACAAGCAUGCACGGAAUUCUUUAUUUUCUACUCAAGGAGUACAUGGCAUUGAAGGACCCACUCUGUGAAGAGUUUGACUUCAAAGCCCAUCUAGCUCAGUGUGACCGAAAUUUAAUAUCUGGGCUUGAAACAUACGACAUCCUAGCAGUACCAUGUUUUGAAAAUGUUUUGGCCCUGGUAAUGGGGGCUAUCAAGGCACAGGAAGAAGCCAAACCUUUCCUCUAUUGCACCCUGAUCUCUUCGGCCGCCACUCACUGCCAAACACUCGGUUAUCACCGCGAAAUUACUUACCAAGAACCCAGAGCCGAAAGUUCUGACAAUAUCCGUCGCUUAUUUUGGACGGUAUAUGCCUUUGACAAGAACAUAUCUCUUUUGCUGGGGCGGGCUUCGCGUAUUCAGGACUUUGACAUCGAUACAGGUUACCCUGAAGCUUCAUCUGAUCCCACUUUACGGCCAUGGGAUGAAUCUUUCAUCUUGGGUAUCAAACUAGCGAGCCUCCAGGGCCAGAUCUAUACUGCCCUGUACUCCGCGACGGGACUGAAGAAAUCACUGUCCGAACGGUCAGCAGAUAUUAGUCGUCUUUCCUCUCUCCUAGAGCAAUGGCGUAUUGAACUUGAAGAAAUCAACUCGAGUGGUGUAAAUAACCCACAAGUAUUUCACCUGUCUCGGGGAAACUGGGACAUAAUGUUUUACUCUACUUUGACAGCACUUUUUCGUGCGUCGCCAGGUCCGGGGGGGGCAGUACAGAUCAAUUCACAAUGUUUCCAUGCAGCACGUCUGAGCUUGCAGUCACACCUGCGAUGCCUUCCUCAAUAUCAGGAGACGAGACUCUUGUCGGAUAUCGACUAUGUCAAUUUCAUUCUUUUAUUUUCAUCCUUCACUCCUUUUAUUGUUACUUUUCUGCAUGCGAUAGGAGCACAUAAUCCUGAAGAUGUCAAGCUUCUGGAGGAUGUCCUCAGCACCUUGCAAAAUGCGCGAGUGGCGUCCAAAGCAGCAGAACGUCUUUUUCAGAUAUGCAGCGCAUUUGUUCGACUGGCAAAAGAAUUGUCCAGGCCCAGGAGCUCGCCGUUAGGCUUUUAUAAUCAGCGGAAUGAUUGCCUACGCUUGAUGGACACACCAGGCCAGUCUAUAUUACGCCCUGGAGUAUUCCAGCCAACCCAAGGACAAGACCCCACUGAUGGGCUGGGUCCCUCGGACGUUUUUGAUAUUUUGGAUGAUUGGGUCAGCGGACAACCCAUUUCUAUGGACUUCUUCGACGUGAACCCCGAAGUGAAUAUGUUUCAAUAA
Messenger RNA from Paecilomyces variotii, 1980 nucleotides. RefSeq lists its product as hypothetical. Gene Ontology annotation, molecular function: zinc ion binding; DNA-binding transcription factor activity, RNA polymerase II-specific; DNA binding. Lineage: Eukaryota; Fungi; Ascomycota; Eurotiomycetes; Eurotiales; Thermoascaceae. The transcript has 7 exons. Gene Ontology annotation, biological process: DNA-templated transcription; regulation of DNA-templated transcription. The record is from RefSeq and is a predicted model, not a curated record. The coding region runs from base 1 to 1980 and encodes 659 amino acids.